UCAUCUUUACCAUAAAAUGUGUAUUUUCAUGAUGCCAAGAGAAGCAGGUGAGCACCGAACCCACUUUCCAGAUAAAGAGGCACGUUACCAAUGCUGGGACUCACGAGACAAGUUCUGGGCAUGUAUUGAUGCUGGAGGUACAGAUGAAAGUUGCAAGGAACUUAGAAACAGAUACACUGAGCUCUGCCCCUCAACCUGGGUGAAACAUUUCGACAGGAAAUACCAUUAUCUAAGAUUUAAGGAGAAGAUGAAACAAGGGUACGACCCAACAGACACCACAAGUACCAAAAAUGAAGGAUAGUUUUUGGAAAUAUAUCAAAUGGUAUUUAUCACCCAUUGCUGUAUCUAAAGCGUUAAUUGUGAAUAUUAAAAAAUGAAAGUGUGGAUAAUCUUGUUCAAGACUAGGAGUGAUAAUUUGACAUUGAAAAAUGUGAACUUUGAAUAUAUGUAGGUAGAGAAACUUUGUAUGUAUGUAUAUAUAUACCGUAUAUAUAGAUUAAUUUUAUCACAGCUAAAUAAUAAACAUUGAUUAGUUUCCUAUUGUAAAGUUUGUUGUACAAUGUCAAAUAAAGUAAUAUUUGUCCAGUUGUAGAUAUUUGUUCUUUACUUGUCUAAUGAAUUACAGUAAGUAUAGAGGUUCAGUAACAGACUACAGAGACAAAUUGAAAUACAUAUGUAUAUAUUUAUUUAUUUUCACAUAUAGCUUGUUUUGUAAGCACCUCAGGGAGUGGCAUUUACUUCCUCUAUUCCAUUGUAGGAAGAACAUACACAACAUGCACACAGAGUGGCACAAGAUUGCUGUCCUUCCCACUCCUACCAGGUUGGAAGGUCACAAUUCUGCAAUUUACAUCCCAUACCCAUUCACUGUUAGAUGAACAGGGGCUAUAGUGUGAUAGAAAACAAAAUUAUUUUAUCUCCACUUGGCCAGGAAGACUCGGGCCCUUUUAGGUGUGAGCUGACUGUGCUGAUCCUUACACUAUUAACACUGAUGUAAAAGUUGAAAAAAAGUGGAUGAAAGAAUGUUAUAAAGAAUCUGGUGUUGAGAGAUUUGAACUGCACAGGAAUAAGGCAAUACAACUAAUGAAUUAUGACUGAAGUAAUGAGCCAGUGAGGAUAGACACACCAUAUACUGAUUUUCCUAUCUUGGAGAUAUCAGCGUAUAUCUGGAUUUUUUAUUUAUUUAUUCAUUUAUUAUUUUAAUUUUUUUACUUAAUUUGCAAAUCUCCAAUAAUAUGCUUUGAUGGGUAGAAGCACCUGUUCCUUGACAAUGAUGUAACUUGAAACAUGAGGAAGAUGAUUGCAUGUUACCUCUGUUCUGUGUUGAUGGCAUCAUGCUGAGUCUUUAGAAUAUACGGGGCUUCUUGAACUUUACAUAUCAGAAAUGGGAAUUGUUCCAUAUGAUUAUAGCAGUGAGUGAUGGAGUAAGUAUAAGCUGGAGCCAGACAGUCAGUCAGAUCUUAGGUGAGAUGUUGGCCUCAGACUGUAAGCAUGUAACCACAGAGGAAUAAAUUUCACCAAGUUCA
Scylla paramamosain (green mud crab) is the source of this 1523-nucleotide messenger RNA. Its product is annotated as cytochrome c oxidase assembly factor 6 homolog. Bases 17 to 301 code for a protein of 94 amino acids. The record is from RefSeq and is a predicted model, not a curated record. Gene Ontology annotation, cellular component: respiratory chain complex IV; mitochondrion. The transcript has 3 exons. Gene Ontology annotation, biological process: mitochondrial ATP synthesis coupled electron transport; respiratory chain complex IV assembly. Lineage: Eukaryota; Metazoa; Arthropoda; Malacostraca; Decapoda; Portunidae.